Corythoichthys intestinalis (scribbled pipefish) is the source of this 1900-nucleotide messenger RNA. RefSeq names its product zinc finger protein OZF-like. The coding region runs from base 130 to 1512 and encodes 460 amino acids. Gene Ontology annotation, biological process: regulation of transcription by RNA polymerase II. The transcript is spliced from 2 exons. The record is from RefSeq and is a predicted model, not a curated record. Lineage: Eukaryota; Metazoa; Chordata; Actinopteri; Syngnathiformes; Syngnathidae. Gene Ontology annotation, molecular function: DNA-binding transcription factor activity, RNA polymerase II-specific; RNA polymerase II cis-regulatory region sequence-specific DNA binding.
CGGAAGUUAGUUUAUUUCGUGCAAUGCGGAAUUUAGCAUAGCAACGCACACGUUUGUUUGGACAAAAACGUGGGACGAGGUUCAUUUUUAUUUGAUCUCCGGAGUCUUUGAACCGUCUACAAGGAUAAAAUGUUGAAAGAGUUGGUGAGGGAACGCCUCAUUGUGGCCGCCGAUGAAAUCUUCGGCCUGUUUGAAAGAACGAUGGCAUCGUACGAGGAGCAACUUUCUAGAGCCAGAGAGGAGAGCGAGCGACACCGACGUCAACUUCAAGCUGUUUGCAAGUGUCAAGUUGUCGUACGACUUGAAGAUGUCCAGCAACUAAUUGGCGGUCAGGAAAAGCUUCCCCCUCAGGCGCAGUGGGGGGGCUCCAGUUCGGAGCAUCCACCGCCCCCCAUUGUUAUUAAAAAAGAGGAGGCUCCAGAACCCCCUACCAUCAAAGAAGAAGAUGUUAAAAGGGAAGAGGACAGGGCUCAUUUCAGGAAGUUGUCUAUGUCCGGUGUGUCUGUAGAAAGGGACAACAAUGAGGAUGAACGCUCAAGUGGAGACCAACCUGGAGGACCACAACAAGAAAAACUCUCGGCUCCACGGUCACACAGCGAUUACACGGAGGAACCUUCGGAGAGCGGCGCAGAUGGCAAAGGUGAUGAAAAACAGUCUAAGUGUUCUCAAAAGGAAAAAACUCUUGCCAACGGGGACGCUCCAAAAAAUUGGCAAAAACACCCAACUUGCUCACAUUGCGGUAAACGUUUUCCUUACAAAUCAGAAUUGAUAAUACACAUGAGAAGACACACUGGAGAAAAACCCUUCACUUGCUCAGUUUGCGGUAAAGCUUUCUUCCGGAGAGCCAGGUUGGUAGAACACACAAGAAUACACACGGGAGAAAAACCCUUUAGUUGCUCUGAUUGUAGUAAAACGUUCUCGCAUAAAGGUAGUUUGGCAAGACACAAGUUGACGCACACUGGAGAAAAACGCUUUCGUUGCCAGGUUUGCUCUAAAACCUUCACUGAAAAAUCAAACUUGGAAGUACACAGCAGAAGGCACACAAAAGGAAAAACCUUUUGUUGCUCCGUUUGCGGUAAAACGUUCUAUCAAAAGGGAGGUCUGCAAUCGCACAUGAUAACACACACUGGAGAAAAACCUUUUAAUUGCUCAGUAUGUAGCAAAGCAUUCACCGUUAAAAAAUCCCUGGUGGCGCACAUGACAACACACACAGGAGAAAAACCCUUUAAUUGCUCAGUUUGUAGCAAAGCAUUCGCCCUAAAAAAAUCCCUGGUGGUGCACAUGAGAACUCACACGGGAGAAAAACCCUUUUGCUGCUCAAUUUGCGGUAAAUUACUCUCUCAAAAGCAAGCGUUGACACUUCACAUGAGAAUACACACAGGAGAAAAACCCUAUAGCUGCCCCAUUUGCAGCAAAAAAUUCGUCCUAAAGCAAUACAUGACAGUACAUAUGAAAAGACACAUGUGCAAAGACACGCUGGAGGAAAAUCCUUUUGUUGUUCAGAUCCAUUGAUUGCGGGUGAAUUUAUUAACCUUUUCGUGAAUGGAUUAGAUUUUUUUUUCAUAAAGUUUUUGUUGCAUUCAUAUCGAAUAAGGAUCUCAAACUUUCGGUCUGGUGGCCAUUUGCGGCCUGCGGGACAAUAUUUUGCAGCUCCAAUUUGACAUAGAUAGUGUAAAGCGCUUUGAGCGCCUUGAAAGGUGGAAAAGCGCUAAAUAAGUAUAACACCAUUUACCAUUAGGUUGUAGUUUUAGUGUUGGCCGCAUUUGUUUAACUUUUUUAUUACUGUUUGAGGCUGUGCUCAGCAACGCUUUAAAUGUUUGUUAUCCGAUGACUCAAUUGAUUACUUACAGUGCCUUGCAAAAGUAUUCGGCCCCCUUGAACAUUGCAACCUUUCGCCACA